This is a messenger RNA of Penicillium robsamsonii, 234 nucleotides long. RefSeq lists its product as uncharacterized. NCBI's taxonomy places the organism in Eukaryota, Fungi, Ascomycota, Eurotiomycetes, Eurotiales, Aspergillaceae. The transcript has 2 exons. Bases 1 to 234 code for a protein of 77 amino acids. The record is from RefSeq and is a predicted model, not a curated record.
AUGGCGGCGGCAGCGAAAAAGACCAGGGAAGCAGCUGAAUUGAUGAAACUUCUCCUCCUUGCAGGAGCAGACCCGAAUGCUUUUCAUCAGCGCACAAAGGACAGCGAACCAAAAAGUCCUGGCAUGGGAAAGGGAGCCAAACAGAUCUCAAAAUGGCUAGGAAUGACUUGGGACGAGCUCGUGAAAUGGGCUGCAGAACAGCGAUCCAGAUCUACAAGCGAACCCGAGCAAUAA